AUGAAUUGGAAUGCAACAGAGAAGCUGUUAGCGAGUGAAGGAUGGUCGGUUAAUUGCAAACAACUAAGUGAUUUUAUGGGAAAAGAUGUGACUUCGAUAGAUGAUGUUGAAAAGCUAAAGCAGCUACUACUUGAUAUUGAUAUACGUGAGUAUUCUUCUCCAGUACUUGCAAAUCAAAUCAAUAAGGAGUUGGGUGAAUUUAAAGGUCCUCUAGUCCUUCAAGUCGUUAAGUUACGAAAUGUAUCGUACCCAAAAUACAGCGACGCGACUCAUACUGAUGGCCUCAUCAAAAUUCAGUUAAGCGAUGGUUUUUCAAACAUCCAAGCAUUGCAAAUUGAACCUAUACCAAAAUUAAAUUCGAAAACGCCGUUUGGUGCGAAAGUUCGAUUGACGGGAAAAAUUCCGAUCGAAAAUGGAAUGUUGCUCAUUGACGAGACCAACUGCCAUCUGUUGGGUGGUGUUGUAGAAAAGGUGGUCGAAAAAUGGAAUUUAGAAAAGAAUUGGUUGCAAAAUCCCCUUCGAAUUGCUGAAACUAAAGCUCCGAAAUGGGUUCAGUUUUCUACACAGCGAGUAUCAGAAUUUCCAUUGUCGAAUAGUGCUACUAAUAAACUGGUGCAAACUAAUGAUGUAAUCAAUGGGUUUUGCAAAAAUGAAAACGAGCAGACUGAUGAUUUUAGCAUUGCUAGAAAAGCUCAGAUUGAGCAAGUUAUCGAAAAUAAUGAUGUAAAGGAGUUUGCUGAAAGUCAGAUUAAACCAAAACACGAGGAGAAUGCAGCUUCGACUUCAUAUAACAGUACUAGUAAGAAAGAAGCAGUGAUGAAAUCCAAAUCCAAUGUGGAACACAAUAAUAAUAGGAAUCGGCGUUUCUCUCGUGAUAAUAAACGGAGUAUGGUACAGGUCUGUCGACCUUCAAACCUUCCGACUCUUUUUGAUUUCGUACAAUCUAAAGUUUCCAUUCCAAAGUUAUCGAAUGAACAAGAUUCUCAUGGAAAUGUGCAGAGUGUAAAAAUGCAUGAAAAGAGCCGGCACCCUGAAUCUCCGACCAUUAGUCGGCCUGGAAGGAAUAAAAGUUCUCUUAACCAGCAAACUGAUGGCGACAGAAAUGGGUUACGUACAUCAAAAAUUUCGAGUUCUAGUAGAUAUCGGAAAAAUUUUAAUUUGAAAUCAGGAUGUGAUUCAAAUUAUGCAGUAAAUGCAGUGAAAGAUAAUUUCCAUACAAAUUAUGCAGACGACUUUUCAGCCGUUGCAGUUACGAAUGAAGAGUUCGCAAGAAUGCAUAUUUCAUUGGCUGAUAAUCAAUUGGGCAAUAUCAACAAAGAUUACCUGGUCUCCCAUUCAGGUGCUUCUUUUGAAUACGAAAAUUCUACUAAUCACGAAUUAGGUUACCAGUCGGUGAAUGGACUACAGCAUCAACGAUCUUUUGAUAAUUUAGUAAUGAAAGAAGAAAUGCCUUGUUGGAAGAUUGGUGAUAAAUGUCUUGCUCCGUGGAGUGACGGACAGUUUUAUUUAUCUACACUGGUGUCAAUGGGCCCAGCUGAUAUGUGCACCGUUGAAUAUGAUGAAUAUGGAAAUCGAAGCAGUGUGCCUAUUGAAGUACUAUUAUCUCUUCAAACAUUUUAG
Molecule: messenger RNA, 1620 nt
Organism: Thelazia callipaeda (thelaziosis nematode)
Lineage: Eukaryota; Metazoa; Nematoda; Chromadorea; Rhabditida; Thelaziidae
Source: the annotation of a GenBank genome assembly